UGUUUCUAUUACUACCGUGUCACCUUAUACAUAUCAGUGGCGACGAGGACGAUCUUACCUGCAAUAAAAAUUAAAAAUGUCUUUUAUAGGAAAUUUACCUAUCUUUGACUAUAAAAACUGUGAGUGGUCUAUUUUUAAAGGUAGAUUGACUCAGUUUUUAAAAGUGAAUAAUGUGAAGGAGGACAAUAAAUCUGCAAUACUGAUUACGCAUUUAUCAGACAACUCAUACCGUCUCGUGCGUAACCUAGCUUACCCUGAAGAAUUGGAGGAACUGAGUUUUGUACAACUGGUGGUGUUACUCGACAGCCAUUUUAAACCGAAACAGUGUUCAUUUGCUGACAGAGCAAAAUUUUACGGCGCCACAAGAAAUUGCGGCGAGUCGCUGGGGGACUGGGCAGCACGACUAAGAGGAUUAGCAAGUUACUGCGACUUCGGUGUUGCCCUGGACACAAACCUUACGGACCGGUUCGUCCUAGGCCUGGGGUCUGGCCCCGAGCGUGACAAGUUGUUUGAACAAAAUGUUUCCGAGUUGAAGUUAGCUCGUGCUAUAGAAAUAGCGGAAAAGGCAGAAUGUGCUAGAGAUGCGAAGUUCCUAGUAUCAGACUCGGUGGCUGUAAAAGAAGAAGCCAUGUAUAAACUAUCGCACAGCUCAACAGGUAAAAAAAAUGGCGGCGAAAACAGUGGCGGCAGUAAAUAUGGCGGCGGGAUGAAUUCACGAAUGGCGUGUGCAUCACAAGCGGGCCGCGAUCAACAUAAGUAUUUACGCGAUUUACAUUGUUUAGUGUGUGGUUUAAAAAACCACAGCGAAGAUAAGUGCCGUUAUAAAAACUACAAGUGCCAAAAGUGCGGUAAAAAAGGGCAUUUAAAAAAAAUGUGUAAUAAAAAAAAUAAAAGUGUUUAUGUAAACCAAAUCGAAAACGAAAAUAAUGAUACGGAUAGUGAUACCGGAUGUGGCGAGUGCCAUAACUUUAAUUUAAGGUUUCAAAAUUAGGGUGGAAAGAUGAUGUGUAGCUACCUACCUACCACUAUUAUUAUGACUACCUCCUAAUAAUGUUAGAGAGCCUGUAACUCAAACACAG
This is a messenger RNA of Achroia grisella, 1079 nucleotides long. RefSeq lists its product as uncharacterized. Gene Ontology annotation, molecular function: zinc ion binding; nucleic acid binding. Bases 77 to 991 code for a protein of 304 amino acids. The transcript is spliced from 2 exons. The record is from RefSeq and is a predicted model, not a curated record. NCBI's taxonomy places the organism in Eukaryota, Metazoa, Arthropoda, Insecta, Lepidoptera, Pyralidae.